AUGAUGAAAACAAUGAAGGAGAGAAGUAUAAAUGUCAGUAUUUGUUAUCGAAAGUACAACCAGGAAAAACAUUCACCUGUUCAGCAUCAGGCUACAUCAUCAUCAUCAUCAUCAUCAUCAUCAUCAUCAUCAUCAUCAUCAUCAUCAUCAUCAUCAUCAUCAUCAUCAUCAUCAUCAUCAUCAUCAUCAUCAUCAUCAUCAUCAUCAUCAUCAUCAUCAUCAUCAUCAUCAUCAUCAUCAUCAUCAUCAUCAUCAUCAUCAUCAUCAUCAUCAUCAUCAUCAUCAUCAUCAUCAUCAUCAUCAUCAUCAUCAUCAUCAUCAUCAUCAUCAUCAUCAUCAUCAUCAUCAUCAUCAUCAUCAUCAUCAUCAUCAUCAUCAUCAUCAUCAUCAUCAUCAUCAUCAUCAUCAUCAUCAUCAUCAUCAUCAUCGAGAAGGUCAACUGCAACUCACUUCAAAUUCCACAGACAAAAGAUUAGCAAGUAUAAGGAAAUUGCAGCAGUAUCCUAA
Molecule: messenger RNA, 507 nt
Organism: Heterobilharzia americana
Lineage: Eukaryota; Metazoa; Platyhelminthes; Trematoda; Strigeidida; Schistosomatidae
Source: the annotation of a GenBank genome assembly